AUGGCUCAGGGGCUAGCGUUGCGGGAGGCAGCGAAGAAAACUGACCCGGUCAACCGCCCCUACCCGUCAGUAGCUACCGUGGAAGACGACGCGCUGGAGAGCGCAUGCGUGCUCCGAGGGCUCGCGUGCAGGGAAGUGCACGCUGCGCAGGGCGGGCUUAUGAGCGGGGGCGGGGCGCGGACGGGGCCGAUGACCUCCAGGGCGGGUCGCCGGCUCCUGCCCGGUUCAAUCUGCGCCGACGCGGCGGCUGGAUCCCGGGGACUCCCCGCGCCGGGAAUCUCCCGCCAGCUGCGCGCAGCGUCCCGGCGACGGCAGGAGCACGUGGAGUGGCCCGGGAGCCAGAGCAGCAGCUGCAGCCCAGCCCAGCCCGGCGGCGACAUGGAAGAUACACCACCAAAUGUGGAACUGAAAAGUACUCAAGAGCAGUCUGUGUCUACAGAAGGCCCAGUGAUUUUGAAUGACUACAAUUUAACCAAACCUCAUGAAAUAGAAAAUGUGGACAGUGCAGAAGGCCCAUCCAAUGAAGAUGAAGAUACAGGAGAUGAUUCAAUGAAAGUGAAAGAUGAAUACAGUGAGAGGGAUGAGAAUGUUUUAAAGCCAGAGCCCAUGGGAAGUGCAGAAGAGCCUGAACUUCCUUACAGCUAUUCAAGAGAAUAUAAUGACUAUGAAAACAUUAAGUUGGAGAGACAUGUUGUCUCCUAUGAUGGUAGCAGGCCAAGCAGUGGAAAAAUGAACUGUGAUGUGUGUGGAUUAUCCUGCAUUAGCUUCAAUGUCUUAAUGGUUCAUAAGCGGAGCCACACUGUGGAGAAACCCUACAAGUGUGAGUUCUGCGGAAGGAGUUACAAACAGAGGAGUUCCCUGGAGGAGCAUAAGGAACGUUGCCGUACGUUUCUUCAGAGCACUGAGUUAGGAGAAUCCGGUGAGUACUGGUUGGGAUGGGUCGGGCUUUCCCAUCUCAGCAUAAGACUGCAAGAUUUGAAUGUGCCCCUGUGCCGGUUUCACUGA
Orycteropus afer afer is the source of this 1005-nucleotide messenger RNA. NCBI's taxonomy places the organism in Eukaryota, Metazoa, Chordata, Mammalia, Tubulidentata, Orycteropodidae. The record is from RefSeq and is a predicted model, not a curated record.